AUGGAAGACUUUUCCCGUGAUGAAAUGAAUCGUAUCGUGUUGAGCCAUAUUCCAAGGAAAAAAGGACGUAAGUUUGGGGUUGGUCGACUUCCGGAUCUAGACAAAACGUCGUCUUCUUUUCCAUCUUAUGCCUCUCCGCAUCUUCAGAGUGAAAUCGAUAGGUUAAACGAACGACUCAACGAAGAACGUGAAGAACGAGAGAGGGAGCGGGCAGAACAAGAGAGGAAGGAUAAGGAAAAUGAAGUACAAUAG
Messenger RNA from Arabis nemorensis, 252 nucleotides. NCBI's taxonomy places the organism in Eukaryota, Viridiplantae, Streptophyta, Magnoliopsida, Brassicales, Brassicaceae. The record is from the annotation of a GenBank genome assembly.